AUGGCAGAAAUACUUGGCCUGGCCUCCAGUAUUAUCACAAUAGUCGAAGUAGCAGGAAAGCUCGGCACCAGCAUCAUCCGACUCAAGCGAUUAUGGGACGAAGUACAAGAUGUCCCCGCCAGCAUUCAGAGAUGCAUCGAGCAGUUGGAGAUCUUGGCUCCUGCCAUUGAAGAAAUGGACCACGAGUUUGAAAAGACUCGCAAUAUGAUCCGAAAUGAUUCUGCGGCCAAGCGAAGCCUGGAAUAUUCUCGGAAAGCGGUAGAGACUCUCGAUACCUUGGUCAGAGACAUGGAGACACAGAUCAGCGCGGUAAAGGCCAGUCGAAGACUGAUCGCCAUUUCGUACCAACAGAUCGAAACCAUCAAGCCUCUCAUUCUCAUGGGAAUGAGAAUUUCUGAUGUCGACUCAUCGGAUCUGUUUUUCUACAUAUGCCUCUGGUUGUGGAAGGAUCCUCAAGCAGAGGGUCCAAUAGAGAUUGCCCAUGAAUGGACAAAAGAAAUAGAGGGCAUAUUAAGUGAGGGUCUGGAAGGGCGUCAUUUCAGAGCUGCCUUCUGGAGAGUUCCAAAUGUAUACACUCUGUUAUCGGAGACAGGAUCUGUCCGUCAAGUGUUGCCCUCAUUUGACUGGAUCGAUGUCAAUCCAGCGGUUCCUUUAGAGUUGAUAAAAAGUGGUCUCGCUCGAAUUUCAGACUUUCGUCCGAUUUACUGCACAACACGCCCGGAUGGUACUUGCGACUGCUAUGAUUCGAACCUCAUAUUCCAGUAUUUCCACGCACUCUUGAACAACGACAAAGGCUUCCACGACUGGAGGUGCUUAGCGAGAAAGGCGCUCCUAGGAGUUUCACCCUUGGAUAUCGUUCAUCCCCAUGAUGGAGCCUUCUGGAAUCUUACCAGUACUCUUGCAGCACUAUGGAAACGGCAAUUCCGACUCCUCCCUUUCGAACGGUGGAUACAAAACGCCGUUACUCUGUGGCUCGAGGAUGUUGCAGCAGCUGGCAUCAACCUAGUAGAGUAUAUGAGUCUAGAACUACUAUACAGCCAGGAUCUCCAAAGGGAUGCCGCGUGCCAGGACACGAAAAUGGAGUUUAGGCUAGGGGCGCAUUUGCCAGAGUCUGGGCCUUCACUGGUAAUUCUGUCAGUAGGGCCACGUGCUGAUGACUGGUCCUUUUCCUGGGAUCCAUGUGUAGAGGAGCUGUCUGGAGAGUUCUGGACAGCACUUGAAGAUUCUCGGAUAAAAGUGCCUGGAGCUUGGGUAGACGAGAGAACUGAGGAUUUUGAGUGCCUUAUGGGAAACCCCACCGCAUGUUGGUUCCGGCGGCAGGAGAGGUACUACAAGAAUAAGUCCAAUAUGGCCACCAAUGAAAUUCCUAAAGAAAUGCAUAUGCAAGCCAUGCGCUUGCAGGGGGCGCAGUGGCCUGAGAUCAAAUAUCGCGAAGGAUUGCGAGUACGAGGAAUGACUACGUGCGAGGAGUUUUCGCCGUACAAGGCAUGGUUUUGGAUUUGA
Molecule: messenger RNA, 1503 nt
Organism: Fusarium musae
Lineage: Eukaryota; Fungi; Ascomycota; Sordariomycetes; Hypocreales; Nectriaceae
Exons: 2
Coding region: 1-1503 (500 amino acids)
Source: RefSeq, a predicted model, not a curated record